Molecule: messenger RNA, 1670 nt
Organism: Aspergillus sclerotioniger CBS 115572
Lineage: Eukaryota; Fungi; Ascomycota; Eurotiomycetes; Eurotiales; Aspergillaceae
Product: magnesium transporter CorA family protein
Exons: 2
Coding region: 263-1381 (372 amino acids)
Biological process (GO): intracellular magnesium ion homeostasis; magnesium ion transmembrane transport
Cellular component (GO): plasma membrane
Molecular function (GO): magnesium ion transmembrane transporter activity
Source: RefSeq, a predicted model, not a curated record
CCCUGACCUGUCCCUGCAGCAUUGAUCUGUCUGUCUAGUGUUUAGUUUCCAGCUGGUGCAGAUCGACACGUGGAUCGCGGGCCGGACGCUGAUUGGCGGACAGGAAGGUGGCCGCAGCACCGCCACUCUCACCUAACUUUUCUCCUUCCUCUCUCGUCAUCCAUACACCACACAUCACAAUGCUCUGCGUCUGUCCAUCAACACUACGAUUGAUGUAGCCCCAGAUUUGCUUGCUCCAUAGUUAAACGGCGAUCCGCGCCAGAUGGAGCCCGUCAAGGUGCCUGCCAUGGCACCCCACUCGACCCCUGACGUCCAGGAUAAUCCCCCGCCUGCGGCCAGCCGGCUCAGCUUCUUCACCUCCCAGCUGGCUACCACCAUCGAUGCAUCCAGCAUCGAGGAUCUAUGCUCCGUCUAUCAUCCUUUUGAGCUGCUUCUGGAGACAGGAAACCACAGUGGCCUGUGGUGGCUCGAUAUGACGGCCCCGUCGGAAGAAGACAUCGAAACCAUCGCCCGCUUCUUCAGUCUGCAUCCGCUGACCACGGAGGAUAUCAAGAUCCGCGAAACGAGAGAGAAGAUUGAGCUGUUUAGUCAAUACUACUUUCUCUCUCUGCGACCGCCGCGCCGGUUUGAGACCGAUGACGGGGUGCGUAUUGUCUCGCACAAUCUCUACGCGGUCGUCUUCCGCGGGGGCGUUAUCAGCUUCAGCUCCGAUCCCACUCUGCAUGCCGGCCACAUUCGUCAGCGGAUUCGCGAACAUAGCAGUCACCUCUUGUUGACCAGUGACUGGAUCUGCUAUGCAUUGAUCGACGACAUUGUCGAUGGCUUUGCCCCAUUCAUCGACCGGGUUGAAACCGGAGUCGAAACGGUGGAAGACUCCGUUUCCAUCACCCGUCCUGACGAAAUGGGACUUGCUUUACAGCGCAUCUUCAAAUUGCGCAAGGAGGUGAUGCACAUCCGCCAGCCGCUGCACGAUAAGAUUGACGUCAUUCGUUCCUUCGCGCGGCACUGCGAGUCUGACGCUCCGUCGUCGCAGGUGGCCCUGUACCUCAGCGACAUCUGCGACCACGUCGUCACCAUGAUAGCGAAUCUGGAUCAGGCCGAGCAAAUGCUCUCCCGGUUGCAGUCCAAGUACCUCACCCAGGUCCACUUUGAUUCCGGUCGCAUGCACAAUGGCAUUGCAUCGACACUGAACAAGCUGACGAUUCUUGCGUCAAUCCUGGUGCCGAUGCAGUUCAUUACCGGGUUCUUUGGCAUGAAUGUCAAGGUCCCGGGGAAGGGAGAGCACACGUUGAACUGGUGGUAUGGCAUUCUCGGGACUAUCCUGGGGCUGACCGUUUUGUUUGCGUGGGUGGCCAAGCGGGUGGGUUUGUUAGAUCGGUGACUUUGCCUAAUAAUCAUCUAUGUAUCCCGAUCUCUGAUUCUUUCAUAUAUGCCUAUAAUCUCAAUCUUGUCCCAUUUUUAUCAUUGUCAUCAGUCCUCAUCCAAUAUUCUCUGCCGAAUUCAUACCUUGAUAUCUACCCCAAUCUCCAUCUGCCUCUCUCAAUAAAGCUAAACCAUAUCAACACGAGCAGUGGGGCAAGCCACCAUCUAGACUCCGGGAUGGAUUCCGCGGGAACAACCAUCUACCAUCGGGAUGGAUCCCGAUCAACCCACAAUAUCUAGUUGAAUCC